Molecule: messenger RNA, 1200 nt
Organism: Ilyonectria robusta
Lineage: Eukaryota; Fungi; Ascomycota; Sordariomycetes; Hypocreales; Nectriaceae
Exons: 3
Coding region: 1-1200 (399 amino acids)
Source: RefSeq, a predicted model, not a curated record
AUGGAGGAGGAUCCUGCUGCCAUGGAGAGGAUCCGCGCCGAUCUUAUCAGACGUGCUCGUAUUGAACGCCAUGGCGAAUUAAACAUGCAAGAAAUGCAACCGACACAGCCAACAUCCCAUCGCCCGUUCCUGCGACUCUUUCGACGGGGCCAACCGCCACCACAAACGGAGGAGCCCUAUCGCGUAGCCGUCGAAAGCCCCAAGUCACCAGAUCUCGAACAAGGAGUACCAGAUGCGCCCUCAAGAUCAUUUCAGUUUCCAAAUUUCGCCAGACCAUGGACCGCGAGGUCCAAUCAACAUCAGCCCUCAGGCGAGCCACAUCCAGGAGGCAACCAGGCCGCGAUAUCUUCCACCGAGUCAUCGACCGAGCCAUCGUCAAGAGCAACACCGUCACCGAGGCCACCUCCUCUAGCCUAUAGCGACACCUCAUACCAAAACGAUACGCUAGAAUCACGGGUCGCUGAGACUGUGAGUGAUCCGGGACGGCAGGAACAUGGGCGAAGUCCGAGUAGCGACCAACGUAGCCCCCGCCGACGACAUCAUCGCUCCCGUCACCCAAAGCGCUUCUUGUUCUGUAUCCCAUGGGUAAAAUCGAAGCAUUUGCGGGCGCAGAUUCUCCGUACCUUAGUCUCGGGUUUGAUCAUGUUAUUGCUCAUCAUUGUCUAUCUGGCCCUCUCCGUUUCGCAAAAGGUUCAAACUAGCGAGAUGACUAUCAUGUUGAUACUCGUCAUUCUCAUCGCCACCGUCUUCUUUUUCCACGGCCUUCUCCGACUUGUUAUUAUGAUCUUCAAGAGGAAGCGUGUCGCUUCUGGACGAACAAGCUUGCCGGAGACGCAAAUAUAUGGACCUCGGGGAUACGCGGUGCCAAACCGUCCGAUCCAAGUUGUUCUCGCUCGGGAUGAGGAGGCGGCUGGAGUGGAAAGCGAAGCGGGGAAGUCGAAGCCACCAGCAUAUGGACUAUGGCGAGAGAGCGUGCGAGUCGACCCUAAUCGCCUAUUCUGGCAACGCAACGAGGCCGCGGAUGAAGCACAGCUACGACCAACCACACGUUCGGGACCUCGGCCACCUUCAUAUGCCUCGGACGAUGGUGUAUCAUAUGUGGUAGAGGCAGCACCUCGGUCCACAGCACCCACAGUGGAUGUUCCUCUUCCAACGCACCCCUCGGAGAUGGGGCGCGUGGCACGUAUGCCAAGAUCGUGA